Messenger RNA from Olea europaea var. sylvestris, 1691 nucleotides. Its product is annotated as translation initiation factor eIF-2B subunit beta. Gene Ontology annotation, biological process: translational initiation. Bases 85 to 1332 code for a protein of 415 amino acids. Lineage: Eukaryota; Viridiplantae; Streptophyta; Magnoliopsida; Lamiales; Oleaceae. The transcript is spliced from 11 exons. The record is from RefSeq and is a predicted model, not a curated record. Gene Ontology annotation, cellular component: eukaryotic translation initiation factor 2B complex. Gene Ontology annotation, molecular function: translation initiation factor activity; guanyl-nucleotide exchange factor activity.
AUUAGAUUCUCUCCUGUGUUCUUUGAAAAAAAUGGUGAGGAAACGCUCUAAAGGACCAAUCCAAUUACAUCGUUCACAGGAAUCAUGCCAGAGGUCAAUUCUCUCGUAAAUGAAUUCUUAAUCAAGCUCAAAAAGCGUAAAAUUGAGGGGUCGAAGGCCACGGCGAAGUUAACAGCGGAAGUGCUCCGGUCGUUCAUAUCGCAGAAAAGACUGCCCCACACUAACCAAGCGGACGCUCUCAUUGAGGCCGUUAAAGCUGUCGGAGAGGAGCUCAUAGACGCCAAUCCUGUGGAGCUAGCUGUCGGUAAUAUCGUGAGACGUGUUCUACAUAUCAUACGAGAAGAAGAUCUUUCUCUCACUACAGCUGCUGUAGGUGGAUUAAGUUUGUCAGCAGAAAGUGACAAUGAAGAUGAUGUGGAUCAAGAUGAUCAUCCAGCCCUUUCAGCUACUGCUGUAGCAGCUGCUGCUAGAAGCACUCUGAGACCACCUUCGUUGCAGACUCUUCUUGAGGACAUGCCUCACUCAACCGCUGUGCCUCAGACAUCUUCUUCUGGGGGUGAUUCUGAAGGAAAAAGCAAAUCUGCUGAUAAGAAUUUGAAGACUCGGAAGCUCAAGCAUAAUGUCAUCGAGGCAGUUAAUGAACUCAUUCAAGACAUUUCUACUUGCCAUGAACUAAUUGCUGAACAGGCAGUUGAGCAUAUACACCAAAAUGAGGUUAUCUUGACUUUAGGAAGCUCAAGAACAGUAACAGAAUUCCUAUGCGCUGCGAAGGAGAAAAAGAGAUCAUUCAGAGUUUUUGUUGCGGAGGGAGCGCCAAGAUAUCAGGGACAUGCUCUCGCAAAAGAACUGGCUGCAAGGGGACUACAGACUACAAUUAUUACUGAUUCUGCAGUUUUUGCAAUGAUUUCCCGAGUCAACAUGGUUAUUGUUGGCGCACAUGCUGUAAUGGCCAAUGGUGGGGUUAUAGCUCCAGUGGGGAUGAAUAUGGUGGCCCUAGCAGCUCAAAGGCAUGCUGUCCCUUUUGUCGUACUCGCUGGCGUUCACAAGUUGUGUCCUCUGUACCCACAUAACCCAGAGGUCUUACUGAAUGAGCUGAAAUCCCCAUCCGAGCUGCUGGACUUUGGAGAAUUUUCAGAUUGUUUGGAUUUUGGAUGUCGCUCUGGUUCACCUCUCCUUCAUGUUGUUAAUCCUGCAUUUGAUUAUGUUCCACCGAAUCUCGUUAGCUUAUUUAUUACAGACACAGGUGGGCACAAUCCUUCAUACAUGUACCGACUCCUUGCUGAUUAUUACUCUGCCGAUGAUUUAGUAGUGCGACGGAGAUCGGCCUCUUGAAAUGCAGUUAACUACAUCUGUUUAUUAAACAUGUUGGGUUUUGAGCUUGUGGUAGUAGAUGCCUGUCAGAAGCUGCGGUUAUGGAUAAGAACAUGUCCCGUAUAAAGAGAAAAUGGAUGGAGGUUUUUUAUCCUUUUGAUUGCGAUGAAGUGCAUUGUUGAAACAAAAUCAGUCUUUACAUUUUUAUAUGUAGUUGAAUUCUAUAAUGAUGGUGAAAUAGUGUCCUUCAUGCACAAAAUUGUCCAGAGUUGUAUUGGCAUAUGAAAUUUUGGAAUCAUUUUGCAUUGUCGAAAAACUUGUGUAGGAUGUUUGGUUGUUAAGUUUCUAUAUUUGCAUAUGGAAAGAUAUUAUUUUCCCCA